This is a messenger RNA of Nerophis lumbriciformis (worm pipefish), 1671 nucleotides long. The record is from RefSeq and is a predicted model, not a curated record. Lineage: Eukaryota; Metazoa; Chordata; Actinopteri; Syngnathiformes; Syngnathidae.
AUGUCCAAUGGCAAGAUAAUCGCCAACACUCCUUUGGCUGUGGAUUUCUGGCAUGUUCGCAGAUGUCCAGAGAGCAGACUUUUUUUCUUGACGCAUAUGCACAGCGACCAUACGGUCGGCCUGACUUCCACAUGGGCGGACCGACCCAUUUACUGCUCCCCCGUGACUGCAUCUCUACUCAAAAUGAAGUUGCAGGUGAAAGAAAAGUGGAUCCAUUCGUUGGAGGUGGGGGAGUCACACCUUCUGCCCCUGGAUGACAUUGGCAAGGAACACAUGACCGUCACACUGAUCAACGCCAACCACUGUCCAGGCGCUGUCAUGUUCCUCUUCCAAGGCUACUUUGGCACCAUACUAUACACUGGUGACUUCAGAUAUUCCUCGUCACUGCUGCGUGAAGUGUGUUUGGCAACCAAUGCCAAUAUUGAUGUCCUGUACUUGGAUAACACCAAUUGUGACCCCAACCGCAUCAUCCCCUCAAGACAGGAAGCCACUCAACAAAUCAAGCAAAUCAUCCGCAGCCACCCAGACCAUAAUGUUGUCCUAGGUCUGUACGCCCUAGGCAAGGAGUCCCUGUUGGUGGAGCUGGCCAUGGAAUUUCAAACUUGGAUCGAGGUAAGCAUGGACAGAAUGGAGACCCUCAGAUUGCUCAAACUACCCGACGUGUUCACCACAGACUUUGACGCUGGUCGCAUCCGCGUUGUUGAACAAAGAGAGAUCACCUUUUCAGCUCUGUGUCAUUGGAACAGCAAAAAACCCACAUUGGCCAUCUAUCCUACCAGCAGGCCUACCCGCCUCUUCCACUCCAAAUUUCAUGUGGUGCCCUACUCUGAUCAUUCGUCCUAUCAUGAGCUUGUAGACUUUGUCUCUGGACUCAAACCUUUCUCCCUCGUGCCCAUUGUUGGCAACAGCAUUCCAGAAAGCCUAUCUACCUUGUUACCUUGCAAACGGCACCAAGUAAUUGUGCCUCAGUCAGUGCAACAGUACAUGAGUAGGCUACCAGAAAACUGUCACAAAUCAUCAGCCUACCUACCGCGCCAACAUGACCGGCCACUUGUGCCUAAAGGAGUGAUUUUUGACUCUCCGGGGAGCUCAACUAAGAGGCCCAGGAACUCUCUUUGUCAAGAUUUUUCUUCUGAGGAGGGGAUAGAAACGGACAGUGUUGAUUGUGUCAUGCCCAAAUCCAGCAAAAUUCUCACCUCGAGGAAAACAUGCCACCAAAACUCUUUAAACUCAUGCAGGCGCAACUUCGUGCGCACCAUCCCGGAGGAGAUGUUAACUACGCACUCCUUGCCGUUUAGUCAACUCAGAGAGAGCAACUUUGCCCCCAUGGAGAUCCUGAAGUUUAGGAACGUACACCUAACACCGAGGCAACGUACCACUAAGGAGGCAGCAGGAAGCUUGGCCAAAAGGAUUUCUGCUUGUUCAAUGUCUAAUGACACUGACUCAAGCGUGUCUGAAAGCGACUCUAUAAUCCUCUGCAGUUUAAAUUGUGAUUCCCCUACUUUGUCAGAUUUAUUGGGGGUUUCCGAGGCUGAAUUAAACCAGGUGGAAAAUGACGUCUUUAAUCAUCUAGUUAUCCCAGAGCAGGAUUUAGAGCCGUUGUGCCUCCUCAAUGAGGAUGCCCUUCGCAUGGUUCGCCUUUGUCCUGUACCCAAGCGACACUUGCUAUAA